Messenger RNA from Sinocyclocheilus anshuiensis, 2406 nucleotides. Its product is annotated as EGF-containing fibulin-like extracellular matrix protein 1. Bases 74 to 1201 code for a protein of 375 amino acids. Gene Ontology annotation, molecular function: calcium ion binding. The transcript is spliced from 9 exons. The record is from RefSeq and is a predicted model, not a curated record. NCBI's taxonomy places the organism in Eukaryota, Metazoa, Chordata, Actinopteri, Cypriniformes, Cyprinidae.
AUCGCAGGCUCCUCGUGUGUGAGAGACUCCAGUGCUCCUCAAGCUACAGUGGAAUAAAUCACACGGGGUCACUAUGUUGGGGAUCAGCUUGUGUUUGAGUGUCGCCGUCCACUUCGCCGUGUCUCAGGAAACCGAAGUUCAGGAGCCUGUCACAUAUACGUGCACUGAAGGUUAUGAAUUUGACUAUGAAAAACAAAGCUGUAAAGAUAUAGAUGAGUGCAAGACACUGCAGGAAGCCUGCAAAGGGGGCAUGAAAUGCGUCAACCAUUUUGGUGGCUACCUCUGCCUUCCCCACAACGCUCGGAUAAUCAUCAGUAACGGCGAGGAUGAGCCCACUACCCCCCCGCCAGUGGAAAGAGUAGAAGUUCAGCCCGGCUUAUCCCCCAUCUCCAGGGGAGAUUACUCAAGAGUCAUUCAUAGCUCAACACAUACACUCCAGUGUAGCGUGGGUUUCAUGCCGGACUCUCAGAACUACUGCAGAGAUGUGAAUGAAUGUCUAACUGCAAGCCCCUGCCAACAUCAGUGCUACAAUCUGAUUGGCUCUUUCAUCUGCCAAUGUGAAGUCGGAUAUGAACUGGCUUCAGACUCAGUCUCCUGCCAAGAUAUCAAUGAGUGUGAAUUCUCAAACUACAUCUGCCAGUUCCAGUGUGUGAAUCAGCCCGGCGGAUACCAGUGUGUGUGUCCUGAUGGAUACCAGCUCCAAGGGACGCGGAUGUGCCAAGAUAUAAACGAGUGUGAAACAGCACACAACUGCAGAGAAGAUGAAAUGUGUUGGAAUUACUAUGGAGGGUUCCGUUGCUAUCCCAGAAACCCCUGCCGUGAGCCAUACGUCAAAACAGGCGAAGGACGCUGUAGGUGCCAGUCACCAAGUGUUUGCCGAGGACUGCCGCCUGUCAUUGUCUACAAGUACAUGAGCAUCUUUUCCGAACGCUCAGUGCCUGCGGAUAUCUUCCAGAUUCAAGCUACCAGUGUCUACCCCAACAUGGUAAACACCUUCACCAUCAAAUCCGGCAACGAGGGAGGAGAAUUCUACCUGAGGCGCUCCAGUAAUGUAAGCGCCAUGUUGGUGAUGACCAAACCUUUGACUGGACCUAGAGAACAUGUUGUGGACCUGGAGAUGGUCACCCAGAGUAAUGUCUUGAGCUACCGUUCCAGCUCACUGCUGAGACUCACCAUUAUUGUGGGUCCAUACCCUUUCUAAAUCAUCUAGAUCGACCAAAUCAGCACCUUGGUUUUAUGCGUGUAUUGCAGCUUACAAUGUUUAAAAUGUUCAACACAGCAUGGCUACCUGGUUGUGGUCUAGAUCAGUGUUUCUUAACUGGUUGGUUGAGACCCAAAAAUGUGUCAGAAACCAGUUUUAAAUCAACCAAUAGAUAUUAAUGGUUGAUUUUAAAGUUUUAUGCGAGUUCACGUUUUUAUGAUGAAACUUUUGUAUAAUAAAUUUUGAUACUGUGUUGGGUUGCCAUUUAAUGUCCAUUGUAAAAUGUAGGUCUUGAAACAAAACUGGCUGAGAACCACUGGUCUAGAUAGUUGCAUAUUCACUGGGUUUCAAACAGGAAUUGGUUUAUUAAUCAUAAAAUGUAGGUUGUCUGGUUUACUGAAGUUUUCAUGUAACUUGUACUUUGGAAAAUGAAAGACAAGGUCAGAGAGGGUGACAUGAAGACCAAGAAAUAUCUGAAAAACAACACAGCUGGGUACCAGAAGGAAACACAGUCGCUCAAGUUUCAUUCUGAAUAGCACUUACAGGUUAUUCUUUGUUUGGGUAGCAGGAGGUCUUUUAAAUGGAUAGUUCAUCCAAAAAUUGGGUCGAUCAUUAUUUACCUAUCUUAUGUUGUUGUAAACUCAUAUGACUUUCUUUCUGUAAAACACAGAAGGUGAAGUUUAACAAAAUGUCAUGUUGCUCGUUUCCAUACAAUAAACAUCAAUGGAGGAAAAAACUCUGGAGCGCCAAAAAUUACAAGACACCAUAAAAAUAGUCCAUACGACUCUACAGCUAUAUUGUGAAUCUUCAAAUUACUUCAAAAAACGUUAUUCACUGAAAAUACUCCCUUCUAUCACAACGCUUGAAUCUUUCACAUGUCUUCAAAUUGGUGUCACAAUUGCUUACGACUAAUUCAAUGUCCACCAACCAUAAAUUUUGGUCUGUUAGGGACCAAUUACGAAGAACGCAGUUUUACAGGAAGUGGAAUAGGAAAAAUGCAAGGUCUUGAGAUGUGUUUUUAAAAAGUUGAAUGUCUUUUCACUUGUUUUUUUUUUUCACAGUGCACAAGACGUUGCAAAAUACACAAGCGCAAUGGUCAAAGAUGUCUGUUUCGCACGUUUACAUAGAAAACCAAUGGAAAAUCAGCGCACUGGAAUUCAAAAACACAUUCUGUAUGAACAUGGUGUGGCUUCAAAAAAUUACUU